CCCCCCCCUCUCCUCUCUCCCUCUCUCUCUGCGGAAAACCGGACUUUUUCCCUCUGCUUUUUUUGUUCUCUUGUUUGUUUAAGAGAGAGAAAGUGGAGAGAGAUGGAUAGAAAGAAAAUGCAUGGAGCCAGGACUUCUUUCCCUUCUUAAUUUACUUCUUUCUUUUUAAUUUCUCUUUCUUUUUUUUUUUUUAUAUCCCGUCUCCUUGUUGAACGUCGUUUAAGCAUCGAAUCCUGCGACGAAUUUGUUCUUAUUGGCUUGUUUUUUGAAGGUGACGAGAAGGGGAGUUGAGAUUCCUGAGUUCAAGCUUUACAAUCCCGUCCUUUGUUCCACUGAUUGUAUUUCUUAACAUCAACCAGAAAACGUGAAGUAUCAUUCGUAUUCUCUAAAUCAGCUGACAGCUUUUACUUUGGUGCUUGAACAUGGGGAACAGUGAAGAGGGAAAAUCCUCGAAGUCUGAUAAAUCUUCAUCACCAGCACCAGCGGAUCAGACCAAUAUCCAUGUUUAUCCUGAUUGGGCAGCCAUGCAGGCAUAUUACAGCCCCAGAGUCCCAAUUCCACCAUAUUACAAUUCAGCUAUGCCAUCUGGUCAUCCUCCGCACCCCUAUAUGUGGGGCCCACAGCCUAUGAUGCCACCUUAUGGGGCGCCUUAUGCAGCAAUAUAUUCACAUGGAGGAGUUUAUGCACAUCCUGCAGUUUCUCUGGGAUCACACUCGCAAGGCCAUGGGGUUCCAUUAUCACCUGCUACUGCAACCCCUUUGAGCAUAGAGACACCAACAAAAUCAUCAGGAAUCACGGAUCGCAGUCUAAUGAAGAAGUUGAAAGGAUUUGAUGGGUUAGCAAUGUCAAUAGGCAAUGGCAACACAGACAGUGCUGAGGGUGCAGGUGAACAUGGGUUGUCCAAGAGUAUUGAUACCGAAGGCUCCAGUGAUGGAAGUGAUGGGAGUACAUCAGGGGUGGAUCAAACCAAAAGGAAAAGACGUCAUGAGGGAACACCAACUGCUGGGGGGAAAAAUCAGGGACAGUCAGGCUCGGUUCCUGCUGGGGAUCCAGCUUAUAAUAAAGUAUUGGGCACAGCUGGUGGUCCUGCUAACAUCAUAGGAAAUGCUUCUGGAACUGCCGAGACCGAAGAACUCGCACGUAAAGUUGAAUGCCUGACAGCUGAGAAUGUAGGACUAAAAUCCGAAAUAGGUCAAUUAACAGACAAGUCAGAUAAACUAAGGCGAGAAAAUGUAGCCUUAAUGGAGAAACUGAAAAAUGCACAACUAGUGCGGACAGAGGAGAUGGGUCUGAAUAACGUGGAUGACAAGCGUGCCGCGCCUGUUAAUACUGAGAACCUGCUUUCUAGAGUUAACAAUUCAGGUUCACACGAUAGAAGCACUGAGCAAGAGGGCGAGGUGUAUGAGAAAAAAUCAAACUCUGGCGCUAAGUUACAUCAACUCUUGGGUGCUAGUCCCAGGGCUGAUGCUGUUGCUGCCGGCUGACCACAGAGCUCAGUUGACCACAAUGAAUGCUGGGUGUUAGUUUAUCAGGUGAAGAUCAAGUAACUUUGGCAUAAUACAUAGGUUGAAAGGUUUACUGCUAACAAUUUAGCCAGAGGGGUUGUAAGAGCAGAAUGGGUGUUUGUUAUCCAUCUCUCUAAUUUUACUUGUAAUUUAGCUCCCUGAUGGCAGAACUGAUGUGUUUUUUGAUAAAAUCAGAGUGCUAGGGUGACCCCUUGAAAGGUAUUGUACAUUGAAGAGAGAAAUACGGAGCCUGCUUAGGGAACUUAUUGGAAACAUGUAAUUUGUUGUUUUAAGUUUUAUUUGUAAUUGUGAUGUGGGAGUUGGUGUGAUUUACGGAUGAGAAAUGUAGUGAUUUGGGUUUAAUGUUUUUUAAUCAAAUCUAAGAGGGUAGAUUUAAA
This is a messenger RNA of Carica papaya (papaya), 1903 nucleotides long. The record is from RefSeq and is a predicted model, not a curated record. Lineage: Eukaryota; Viridiplantae; Streptophyta; Magnoliopsida; Brassicales; Caricaceae.